Messenger RNA from Blumeria graminis f. sp. triticale, 5295 nucleotides. Lineage: Eukaryota; Fungi; Ascomycota; Leotiomycetes; Helotiales; Erysiphaceae. The record is from the annotation of a GenBank genome assembly.
AUGAUUAUGAAAAGUUAUCAUUCAACCAUGUCUUCACCGAAACUAUCUUCUUUAGAUAGCAACGAUUUGAUAACAAACUACAGAAAAUCCAUCGAAAAUGAAAUCCGCGAACCAGACACUUGCCGAAUCUGCAGAGGAGAGGGCGAUGUGUCCGAGUCUUUAUUUUACCCAUGUAAAUGUAGCGGUAGCAUCAAAUAUGUACACCAAGGCUGUUUAAUGGAAUGGCUAUCACAUUCUCAGAAAAAGCACUGCGAGCUCUGUAAGACUGCUUUUCGAUUUACAAAGCUAUACUCGCCAGACAUGCCUAAAUCGCUACCUCUAUACGUCCUUGCUCGAUAUGCUUUCUUUCAUGCUUUAAAAACUAUGAAAAACUGGCUUAGAUUCUGCUUAGUAACAGUUGUUUGGCUCGGUAUCCUGCCCUAUACUAUCAGACAAUUUUGGAGACUACUUUUCUGGAUCAGUGACGGUAGAUGGCCAUCAAGCUAUUGGGACUAUAAAAGUGAUAAGACUUCAAGUGUCUUAAAAGCAAUUCAAUCGGCUUAUGGCGCAGAAUUCACGAGACUAAUGGCUAAUGGGACAUGCCCCAUAAUGCCAUUUAGCUCAAAUCCCACUAAUCCAGCAAGCUUAGGAAAUGUCAUUAAUAAGUUAAAUGAAGUAUCAACAUCCAUCUUCCAGACAAUUAACAUCAGUGGAUCUACUGAUGCUACUUCUAAACUUCUGAACUCAGCUCAUCAUGGUCUCAAGAUACAAAGCCUACCUGAACCCGAAAAGUUCAUCGAUAAAAAUAUCAUAUCGGAAUAUAUUGCAAAAGUUUCUGCUAGAACAAAGGGAGCAUCGCUCAUGAGUGAAAUUUCGCUUUUUCAAAAUCUUACGCGGAAUACUUCCAUUAAUCAGCUUGUACUUAAUGUUGUCGAAGGCUACAUAAUCACUGUUUUAGUCGUCAUUUCCUUCAUUCUUAUCUUUUUGAUCAGAGAAUGGGUCGUCCAGCAGCAGCCCGGCUUGAAUAUUGGAGCUGGAUUUAAUGCCGAGCCUGCUGUCGUUCCUGAAGAAAUAGAUAAUGAAUGGCGUGAUCAACUUCAGCAAAACGAAAUGGAAGCCGACAACAACCAAACUGAUGGACGUUCAGCUCCAGCAGACCUUAUGACGGUAGGAGUAAAUAUUAAUGACCAAAAUGAGACAGAUAUGAACGGAUUUGCGCAUGGCCCUGGGUCGCAUAAUUCGCAAAUCGAAGUUUCAAAAAGAACAAUCACUCAACCCCUUAAGGCUGAAGAAUUUAUGGAAGUAUGGCGGCGAGGUAGCCGCAAUCCUGAUGAAGUUUUGAAACUUAUAGAAAAGGAAGGAAAGUUGGGGGAGCUUGAGUAUUGGGUUAAACUUUUAGAAAUGCAAAGAAACCCUGUCAUCAAAACAACACCUGCCCAACCCAACAUGCCUGUGUUAGCUAAUAAAUGUCGUGAAAUCACACCAUUAGAAGAUUUCGGUAACACGAUAGAACACAGUUUGCCGAUUAAUCCAGAUUCACAUCUCAACACCGCAGGAAUUUUUGGUGAUGGCUCUAAACUUUACGACUCAAAAAGAUUAUCCCACUUAUCAAAUCAUAGCUACUCGUUGGAAACGUCAGAUCCGGGAGAUAGAGGAGAAUCAAAUAAGUUAAAAGGGAAAGAACGUGCUUGUGAUUCAAAUGAAACAAUCUGCGUCAACGAAAAUUAUUUAAAGCCGAAAGAGUCUGAUUCUGAAGACCCUUCGACGGAAGAUUCGCUUCUUUCAAUUCUUAUCAGUGAGGCUGACACGAAUUUAGCAACCAGCUCUAGGCCACGAUCCACAAGUGACGGCCCAGUCCGUAAAAGACCAUCUCUUCUCUCCACGAAUAAUUGGAUUUUCCCUGAAAUGUCCGAGGAACAAAAAGAGGGUUCCUUCAUGUCCUAUAGCUUGGAACCUCUCAAAAAUAUUGGUCACCCCGACUACAGCAAUAAUUCGAGCCCUGAGAGUAUUAAUAAUCCAUCUGAGGAAAUUAAACAAGAACUUAAUGAGAAAAUUGUGUCUACAGAUUCUAAUGAUUCUUCUCCAAGAAUUUAUCAUAAGAAAAAUGAUGUAGAUAUGCUAGAGCUAGAAACUGCCAUUUUGACUCCAAGACCAACGCACUUUGAAGAACUUAGCACUACUACUUACAUGACAAGUUCUGUCAAUGAAGAUAAAGAGACCGAAGUAAAUCAAUCUGAAGAGAUCCCAACAAAUCACUCAAACCAUAACCUCGAAUCUGACCAACGGCCUAUUGAAAGUAAUCCACCCACAGUUAACUCGCAUGCAACAGACAACACUCUUUUUGAGGCCAGAGCACCGGAUACGAUUAGACCAGCCCCAGAUUUCCUUGGUACGGUUGCCGAGUUUUUAUGGGGUGGAAUUGGUGAUGAUGUACCAGCGGAAGAACUCAUUGCGAAUGAAGAAUUAAUUAUCCACGAUAUAGCAGCAGAACCACCCUUUGUCCCGGUAGCCCGCCAUGAUGCUCUAAAUCCUAGAGAAAAUGCUGUAGCAGUACGAGAAGAAGCUCAGGAUGCUAUUGCAGUGGGUAAUGAUCAGAAUGAUCCCGAAGCGAUUGACGAUGCCGAGGAUUUUGAAGGUAUUAUGGAGUUAAUUGGUAUGCGUGGCCCGAUAUUUAGCCUUCUUCAGAACGCUCUAUUCAGCGCUCUCCUCCUGGGACUAACUGUUACCGUCGGUGUUUGGACCCCAUAUAAUUUCGGAAAAAUAUCAUUACUUUUAAUCGCCAAUCCUGGGCCAGCGCUUAAGGCACCGCUAAAAAUUUUAUUUGGCUGCGCUGCACUCAUGCAAGAUCUAGCCUUAAGUGUCUUCGGUGUUUUAUCACUACUGAUAAUUCAACUGUUUGCUGUGCCCUAUAGUCUCGGGAUAACAUACUUUGGAUUGGGAGAGUCACCGAUAGCAUCUCAAGCCAGCUUUGUAGCCUCGAUGAUCCCCGAAGUAUCGUCAGCCGCUCUCAUACGAAUAAAAGAAAGUGCAUUAAGGAAUAUGAUUCAUAUUACAGACUCUGAGAUGUCCAUAUUCUCUGCUGCAUGCCACGAAUCCCUUCAUACAAUUCGGAAUUCUAUUGUUGGUCUAAUUAAAGGUCUUUUAUAUUAUAUAGGAUAUGCCUUUUAUGGAGAUUAUCACAUAACUUCUUCCAAUAUCCUGUUAAGUUUCCAAACAUUAUCAAAAUCGGGAUUUCAAACAUUGUUACGAUUACCUCAUUGGUUUGUGAAGUCUGAUAUUUGGAUGAUUAACUUGGCUGGGAGGGAACGAUCUGCCCCAAUUGACGUUGAACUGAGUGUCUGGAAUGGUACAGACAGAUUUUGCGCUAUAUUGGUGGGAUAUUCAGUACUCUGUAUUCUAGGGGCUCUAUAUGUAAGAAGGGGCUCUCCAUUUUCUUCAGGGCAAGUUGGUCGGGAACUCGAGAUGGCACUUAUGGAUCUACUCAACCAAGCAGGAGGUGUUGUGAAAGUGAUCUUAAUCAUCAGCAUUGAGAUGCUCAUAUUUCCCCUCUAUUGUGGUCUUCUCUUGGAUUUUGCACUGCUCCCGCUUUUCGAGAACACGUCGAUCUUAUCUCGAUUUCUUUUUACCUUAAAGUCGCCGCUUACCUCUAUCUUUGUACAUUGGUUUGUGGGGACGUGCUACAUGUUCCACUUCGCACUUUUUGUUUCGAUGUGUCGAAAGAUAAUGCGUAAAGGGGUCUUAUAUUUUAUUCGUGAUCCUGAUGACCCGACCUUUCAUCCCGUCCGAGAUGUGCUAGAGAGGAACGUUACAACGCAGCUUCAAAAGAUACUUUUUAGUGCUCUUGUAUAUGGCGGACUAGUAAUUGUCUGCUUAGGUGGUGUCGUUUGGGGAAUUUCAUAUACUUUUACAGGUAUUUUACCGAUACACUGGUCAUCUAACAAACCUGUGCUAGAAUUUCCUAUUGAUCUCCUGUUCUAUAAUUUCUUCAUGCCGAUGGCGAUCAAGCUAUUUAAACCCUCUCAUGCGUUGCGCACCAUGUAUGACUGGUGGUUUCGACAAUGCGCACGUAUGCUGCGACUCACUUGGUUUAUGUUUGAUGAAAGGAGACUAGACGAAGAAGGACAUUUAGUACGGAAGACAUGGAAAGACGUUUUUUGGAAUAGUAAAGGUGAUCCAUUUCUAAUGGUCAUGACAGACGACUCCAAAAGCGUAUUUGAAAAUAAUCCACAGUGGCGCGCAUACUAUCGUAGAGAUGGAAAGUACGUUAGGGCACCCGCUUCAGACCAGGUGCGGAUACCAAAAGGCUCUAGUAUAUUCCUAGAGGUAGAUGAGAUGAACAAUAGAAUCGACGGCAAAACAGAUCAAGGCGACGGUAUACAUGGCAAAAAUUCUAUGCUGUGUAAACAAGUUUAUAUUCCGCCUUGGUUCCGACUACGCAUUGUUAUGUUUAUCCUGUCUAUCUGGCUUUUCGCAGCUGUUACGGGUGUUGGUAUUACGAUUGUGCCACUUGUCCUUGGCCGCAUGGUGUUUUCCACGCUUAUCCCAGACCACGUUCAUAAAAACGAUGCAUACGCUUUUUCAAUUGGCAUCUACUUACUUGGGUCAAUAGUAUAUUGCACCUCGCAUUUAAAGAACUCAUUUCUCCACGCCUAUAAAGUUCUAGUAACUGAAGCCUAUUCUUUCAAAAAGAUACUGCAAUACGUUUUUUAUGCUAGUUUUCGAAUUAUCAGCGUUAUUUGGACUUACGCCGCGUUUCUAUUAGUUUUUCCUACACUUUUUGCACUACUGAUCGAACUUUAUUUUAUUGUGCCAUUGCACACAUAUUUCGCUAUGGGUGAGAGACAUGUAAUCUACUUUGUCCAAAGCUGGACUUUGGGGCUACUUUAUGUCAAACUCACCACUAGAUUGAUCCUCUGGAACGAAAAUUCUCGCCCAGCUCAGUCACUUCGCGCCAUAAUACGUAAUGGCUACCUUAAUCCGGAUGCCCGCUUGGCAACGCGAAGCUUUAUACUUCCUGGGGCUAUAUUACUUUCCAGCGCAUUUUCCAUUCCAUGGGCACUGGCCCGGCUAAUAAUAUCUACAAUGUUGCGAAACUCACCCGAUAAACAUACUCUCACAUAUAGAUACUCUUACCCAGUUUUUCUGUGCUUGUGUGGUAUGGCUCUUAUUUUAUGGAUUAUGAUGGGAUGGGCUAGAAACUGGAAACUGAAGAUAAGGGAUGAUGUUUACUUGAUUGGGGAAAGAUUACACAAUUUUGGAGACAGGAAAGUACAAAAUUUGGCCGGUGCACAUGCAUUGAGAAGAAUUGAUGCUUAG